Messenger RNA from Eublepharis macularius, 318 nucleotides. RefSeq names its product zinc finger protein 415-like. Bases 1 to 318 code for a protein of 105 amino acids. The transcript has a single exon. Lineage: Eukaryota; Metazoa; Chordata; Lepidosauria; Squamata; Eublepharidae. The record is from RefSeq and is a predicted model, not a curated record.
AUGUGUGGAAAGAGCUUUUCUCAACAAUCCAAUCUAACUAGACAUCAGAAGGUUCACACCAGGGAGAAGCUAUAUAAAUGUUUGGAGUGUGGGAAGAGCUGCUCUUAUAAAGAUACCCAAACCAGACACCAAAGGCUUCAUACAGGCGAGAAGCCAUAUAAAUGCUUCGAGUGUGGAAAGAGCUUCUCUUUCAAUAUCCACUUAACUAGCCAUCAAAAGGUUCACACAGGGGAGAAGCCAUAUAAAUCUUUGGAGUAUGGAAAGAUCUCUAUGAAUUGCUCUGUAACUAGCCAUCAAAUGCUUCACAUGGUGGAGUAG